This is a messenger RNA of Penicillium subrubescens, 288 nucleotides long. RefSeq lists its product as uncharacterized. The record is from RefSeq and is a predicted model, not a curated record. The transcript has a single exon. Bases 1 to 288 code for a protein of 95 amino acids. Lineage: Eukaryota; Fungi; Ascomycota; Eurotiomycetes; Eurotiales; Aspergillaceae.
AUGCUUGCCGCCAAAGCCGGCCGCAAUGCGCCGACUGAUGGCCUUAGAGACGCCAGCACCAAUUUUGAUAUCUGGCUCCCCGACAACCAUUCCCGACUUGAUAGGGCGACCUCCGCUGCCACUCUACUCCGCCGUAAGCAGCCAUUUGCGAUCCGCAUCGGUAAGACGCUCGAUUGGGAUCACGCUGAUGCCAGUCUGAUAGUCGCUGCAGUCACGCGUGCCGAAACGAACGCCCCACCGGUACGAAGUUUUAUCUCGACUGAAAAGAACGACUCUAUUCCUUCGUGA